AUGGAGUCUAACGGUCAAGAUGGUCUUGACGACUCGUCCUUGAGACCAGUCUCGUCCCUGAGGUCUCAUUUUGAGAAUAUGAACAAACCCAAAGAUGGUCCAGUAGCUACACAAUCUCAGCCCCCACCUACACGAAAUCAGUCGCCAUCCCCAAAUCUUCCUCCGAUUCCAGACACAAGACCUACCCGAAGUGGGAAUGUGCCAGCGGAUAAUGGAAAGCCCAAGCCAAAGGAAAUCCUAAAUACUACAGGUCUUCAUUCUACUCAGAUCGCGAAUCCCUUGCCGAUAAGUCCUAGACCUAUCAAGCCCCCUGCCGUCUUGGUCGAACCACCUCAGUCACCACCGAAAUCAAGACCGCUCUCUUUCCUACAAAGCGAUACGAACACACACCUUUUCCCUGACCCCUCGAAGACUCCAAAUACUCCAGUUACUUCUUCACCCCGACCCUUGAAGAUUUCUAGCCGACCGCAUACUCCCAUACUCGAGCCCGGCCGAUCUCCCAGGAUCGCUACUACUCAACCGCCAUCACCGCCUCCGCCGCGAAGAUCGGCUGAGCUGAGAAGAGAACGUGAAUCUAGGGCAUCGCCGCCGAUUCCUCCACCUGUGAAUCGUGCUGAAAAGCCAGCCAAUAGACUCUCAAGGCUGAUGGAAAAUGCAAACAAACUAGAAUUAGCACCUCAAAUUGUAGAGAAGCGUUCGCCGUUUAAUAGCCCUCCUUCUAGCGCCAGCAGCCCCGAUCAUGAAGAUCCACCAGUGCUCCCAACUCGGCCAGCACGACCGCUGAUUCAGACAACCGUGCCGAGAACUAACGCAUUGCCAUCAGGUUUCGAUCCUCCCCCAGUUCACCAUACAAUUGCAACCAUACGUCGAGACUACGAAGUCAAUGGAAAUGCCAGAUCGCCAGUCACUUCUCAGCUUGCGGACAAGCAACCUACUCUCCCGGCUCGACCACAGACUAUUACGGAUCCAGCUUCUGCCCGAAUUCCAGCAAAUACAGCCGUGAGGCCACCACCUCGACCUCCAAGACCCGUUGUGACUACUGCUAGUGCCACUAUAGAAAACCCCCUGUCCCCUCAGCCUAAGCGUGUAGUUUCAACACCAACCACUCAAUUCGCGCCUCCCCCGCCACGUGCUCAUGGAAGAUCCUUAACAGUGGAUAGACACUCAGAAAAGGCUCCUGUUGAAUCCUAUGAUUCUACGAGAAGGAUAGGCGUAGCUGAUGCAGAUAGCCGCCCUCCUGAAUCUUCAGGCCCCGCCCCCGCGGGCCAUGUAGAAAUUGUAACUCAAUUCCCAGACACUACCAGGGUGAAUCGGCGACCGCCCUUCAUCAAGCAAGGCACUCAUGAAAUUUAUACCAAGUACGAUACUAGGGUAUUCGAUGUUUGUGGGCAGUACGUAUGUACCACCGGUCACCUCACCCGCGUCUGGAGCUUGCUGGAUGGUGAGCUUCUCACGAGCUUCGCCCACGGGGAGGGGAUUAAAGCGACAGCCGUAGCGUUUAAACCUACAUCAGAUAUACAAGAUGAAGGUACGCGAGUCUGGAUUGGCAACAACGUCGGCGAGAUUAUGGAAGCCGAUGUCACGUCUCAGGGUAUUACCGAGAGUAAGACGAACGCUCAUGGGCGGUAUGAAAUAGUCAAGAUUUAUAGACACUACAACGAGAUGUGGACUCUGGACGAAGGAGGGACCUUGCAUGUUUGGGGACCAGAGAGCGACGGGGUCCCGAAUCUUAGUGGCAACCCCCAUCAAACUUAUAGGCUACCUAAAGGGCAUACUUUUUCAAUGGUAGUUGGCGAAGAAUUAUGGCACGCAACGGGCAAAGAAAUCCGCGUCUUCACUCCUACUGCUGGCGGUCGGAAUCAACUGCAAGUCCUUAUGAGGCCUCUAGUCUCAGAAGGAGCAGGCGAAGUAACAUCCGGAGCCCUUCUCAAAUCGCAGCCCGGAAAAGUCUUCCUCGGUCACAAUGACGGAAAAGUCAGCAUCUAUUCUCAAAAAGAUUUUACAUGCCUUAGCGUGCUCAACGUCAGCUCCUACAAAAUUAAUUCUCUAGCUGGCGUGGGUGGUUAUAUGUGGGCAGCUUUUAAUAACGGGAGGGUAUGCGUGUACGAUGUUGCAGAGUCGCCUUGGGUUAUUAAAAAGGACUGGCAAGCUCAUGAUAACCCAGUUAUAAAAAUCAUUGCCGACCCCUCGAGCGUCUAUAAGCUCGACCGCUUCCAGGCCGUCACCCUCGGAGCCGACAAUACGAUAAAGUGUUGGGACGGUUUACUCCAGGACGACUUCUUAGAAAACGAGAUGAAGUCCCUCGAUACACAGUAUUGCAAAUUUGAAGACAUCAGGCUUUUGGCGAUGACAUGGAAUGCUGGGGCUUCAACCCCAAACAGCCUAAGAUACUCCGAGUCGGAUGCUAUGUUUAUGCAAAAUUUACUGCAAUCGAGCGAUUCACCCGAUAUUCUUAUCUUUGGAUUUCAGGAGCUGGUUGAUCUAGAGGAUAAAACCGCAACAGCAAAGCGCUUUUUCAAGCCGAAGAAGAAAGACGCGUCGGACCAAGAGCGGAUGAGCCAUCAAUAUCGAGAUUGGAGAGAUUUCCUCGUUAGAUGUCUGGACGACUAUAUGCCUGCCGAACAUCUUUAUCAUCUCCUUCAUACAGCGACUCUGGUGGGCCUCUUUACUUGUAUAUUCGUGAAAUCGACUCUACGUGAUCGUAUACGCAAUAUCAACGGUUCCGAGAUAAAGCGUGGAAUGGGAGGUUUGCAUGGUAACAAAGGAGCCAUUGUUGUGCGAUUUAUGGUGGACGAUACUUCGCUCUGCUUUAUCAAUUGCCAUCUUGCGGCUGGACAAUCAUCAGCCAAUCAGCGACACAACGAUAUUGCCGCAAUUAUGGAAACCGCUCUCCUUCCUAUAGAGCGCGACCCAAGCGUUCGCAUCGACAGUUACAUAGGUGGUGGCGACGGCACCAUGGUCCUUGAUCACGAGUUAUGCCUACUUAACGGUGACCUCAACUACCGCAUUGAUACCAUGUCACGGGAUACGGUCGUGAUCGCUGUAAAACAGAAUAAUCUGGCCAAACUUCUGGAACGUGAUCAGCUCCUCGUAGCCCGUCGGAGGAACCCGGCAUUCAAACUUAGGGCAUUCGACGAGAUGCCCAUCGAGUUCCCUCCUACGUAUAAAUAUGACGUAGGGACUGAUAAUUACGAUACUAGUGAGAAGAAGCGCUCCCCGGCAUGGUGUGAUCGCCUCCUUCAUCGAGGUUUUGGUAGAAUACAGCAGCUUGAAUACAGACGGCACGAGGUCCGGGUGUCUGAUCAUCGGCCCGUGACUGGCCAGUUCAGGUUUACUGUCAAAUCCAUCUCACCUAAGAAGCGGACAUUGGCUUGGGCAGACUGCCAGCAACGCUUCGAGAACCUCAAGGAGAAGGAGGCGAAUGCGGAGAAGCUUUAUUAUCUUACGAAUGUUAUCGGGUACGACUCAGAUACGAGCAUGAGAUUGAUACGCGAAAGGACAACCAGAUAA
This is a messenger RNA of Daldinia childiae, 3510 nucleotides long. Its product is annotated as putative inositol polyphosphate 5-phosphatase C9G1.10c. The transcript is spliced from 3 exons. The record is from RefSeq and is a predicted model, not a curated record. Lineage: Eukaryota; Fungi; Ascomycota; Sordariomycetes; Xylariales; Hypoxylaceae. Gene Ontology annotation, biological process: phosphatidylinositol dephosphorylation. Gene Ontology annotation, molecular function: protein binding; phosphatidylinositol-4,5-bisphosphate 5-phosphatase activity. The coding region runs from base 1 to 3510 and encodes 1169 amino acids.